GUUGCAAAGAAAAAAAAAAAGAGUCUUCUUCUUUAUCAUCAAAAUCAAAAAUUCUCCACUCUGCAAUUAUAAUAAAUCAAAAUUCCAAAAUUCGAAUUCUACCCCAUCAGGAAAGAUGAUGCACAUGACAUUUUACUGGGGCAAAAACGUCACAAUCUUAUUCUCAUCAUGGAGAACUGACUCAUGGCUGAGUUAUGCCAUAAGUUUACUGGUUUGUGUUGUUUUCGCAGCUUUUUAUCAAUACUUGGAAGAUAAAAGAUUGAAAUUGAAGAACAUGGAGCGCGCUAAGAAAUCUCCAUCAUCAACGAUUGAGACCCCUUUGUUGAUACCGAUUCUUGGUAAGAGAAAUCUUGGGAAGAGAUUCUGGUUGGGUUUGUUGUUUGGGGUUAAUUCGGCGAUUGGGUAUCUGUUGAUGUUGGCUGUUAUGAGUUUUAAUGGUGGGGUUUUUAUUGCUAUUGUUGUUGGAUUAAUGAUUGGGAAUGUGUUGUUUAGAUGUGAUGAGGAAGAUGAAGAUUUGAGUUUGGAUAAUCCUUGUGCUUGUGCUUGAUUUUCUUUUUUCUUCUGAAUUGGGGGUUUGGUGUUUUUUUUUCUCUGUAUAGUGUGAGUCAGAUUCUGACUGGGGGUUUGAAGAUGUUCUGUACUUUACUGAAAUUUAUGAAUAUAAUUUCUGGGUUUGUGUUUAAUUCUGAGAUCUCAGUGUGUUUUUCUUCCUUUUCAUUGGAGUUAUCAUCUCAAAUGUGGAUGAAUUGGAGGGUGAAACUGAAAUUGCGCAACUAAUGGAUAUUUUGAGUCAGACUCUGAUUGGGUCUGACUAGGGGGUUGAAGAUGUGUGCUGCAAUAGAUUUAUGUCCUUUGAAUAACAUAUAUACUUUCUGGUUUGUUUGAUCAAUUAUGUGAUUUUAUUGUAUGUUUCUUCUAAUGUUGCUGGAGUUUAUCGUCUGAAUUUGAGGGUAAAUUUGUAAUUGUGUAAUGAACCAAUUGUUGAAUGACUUUUUUCU
Papaver somniferum (opium poppy) is the source of this 998-nucleotide messenger RNA. RefSeq names its product copper transporter 5. Bases 116 to 547 code for a protein of 143 amino acids. Gene Ontology annotation, biological process: intracellular copper ion homeostasis; copper ion transmembrane transport. The transcript has a single exon. Lineage: Eukaryota; Viridiplantae; Streptophyta; Magnoliopsida; Ranunculales; Papaveraceae. Gene Ontology annotation, molecular function: copper ion transmembrane transporter activity. The record is from RefSeq and is a predicted model, not a curated record. Gene Ontology annotation, cellular component: plasma membrane.